Messenger RNA from Vicia villosa (hairy vetch), 662 nucleotides. RefSeq lists its product as uncharacterized. The record is from RefSeq and is a predicted model, not a curated record. Bases 1 to 573 code for a protein of 190 amino acids. The transcript is spliced from 6 exons. Lineage: Eukaryota; Viridiplantae; Streptophyta; Magnoliopsida; Fabales; Fabaceae.
AUGGGUAAUUUUACCCUUGCCAAUGAGCUGGACGUGUAUCCUGGUGCUGAGUUUCGUUCUGGAUACAGAGAAGCAAUCAAGUAUGGUGGCAAAGUGGUACUUGGUGAUCGCCCUAUACAGAUCACAUUAAAGAGAACAUGGAGUAAGCUGCCACUCUGGCACAUCCCAAGAUUGUUGAUUCCUUCUUCUUUUCCAAUGAAAUUCUCAGAUUCUUUAUCCCUCUCUGAUACUGUUAAAAAUUGGUUGAAGGAGUUGGAUAAUGAUGACGGGUUAAUUCUUGCUAAGAAAAUAAUGAAUGAGAAACUCCCAACUGUAGUGGAGACUAUUGUGCAUGAAAGAGAUAAGUACAUGUCCUACACAUUACUAAAAGUGGCAAGUGAUAAAAGAUCAGUUGUUGCUGUUGUUGGAUUAGGGCAUCUAGAAGGAAUAAAGAAGUAUUGGAAGCAACCUAUCAAGAUUCAAGAUCUCAUCACAGUUCCACCUCCCAAACCUGCUAUCCCAAGAAUGAUAAUCUUCGUAUCUGUCAGCAUGGUUGUGGCUGGAAUGGCCGUAUUAUCAAACACCUAUCUUUAAAUGCAAAGAGUGACUUCCCUAUGUAGAGACAUUGUCAUUUGGAACAACAAUUAUGACAAAUGAGUUAAGUGAUACCUAUUAGAGAUAUA